AUGGAUUUGACGCAAAAUCCAAACGAUACCGAAUGCAUAUGCUCGGAUUUGCAGCAUCAAGACUAUUCAUUUUCAUAUGCCUGGCAUGUUAUUUUGCGUUUUACAACGUUUAAUUAUAUUACAAUUAUUAUCUUACUACCAUCAAUAUCAGUAUUUGGUGUUGUAUCAAAUAUUGUCAAUAUUUUUAUCUAUUCUCGAAAAAGAAUGCGCUGUUCAUCCAAUACCUAUUUGUUAUUUCUUUCAUGCAGUGAUUUUCUGGUUAUUUUAUCAGGUCUGUUCAUUUUCUGGAUUGACUCUGCUAGAUCAUAUAUUCCAGAAUUAUCCCGUGCACCUUAUACAACUGUUUACGUUUUACCAUUUGGAUAUAUGGCACAAACAUGCAGCAUUUAUUUCACCGUUGCUGCUGCGGUUGAUUGUUAUGUUAAUAUUUGCUGGAAGAAUUUAAGCACAAAUUAUUGUACGAUUAGUCGAGCGCGAACCAUAAAUACUUAUAUUAUAAUUAGCUCAAUAAUUUACAACUCAUUGCGCUUUCCACAAUUCAACUUGAGAAAUUGCUUACACAGUGGUUCAAAGGAAAUAAUCGUCGAAAUUUGCCCCACAGCAUUGUUUUUUGCAGUGAACACAAUUUACAAUGUUUAUAUGUAUAUGGUAUUGAUGACCUUAUUACCUUUCUUUUUUUUAUCAGUUUUGAAUACAAUUAUUGUAUUUUCAUCGAAAUCGCAGGAAAUUAGCAAGUAA
Molecule: messenger RNA, 738 nt
Organism: Thelazia callipaeda (thelaziosis nematode)
Lineage: Eukaryota; Metazoa; Nematoda; Chromadorea; Rhabditida; Thelaziidae
Source: the annotation of a GenBank genome assembly